CUGACCAACGUUGAUUCGGUUUUGAUACGUUUCCAUGUUGGAAUGAUUGGAUACUCUGGUCCUGGACGAACGCAUGUACUGUUCGAUUUAGAUAAACAUUCCAAUAAAGAUGAUUUAAUAGAAGAAAUGUUUAAGAUGGUGGCUACUGGGGGUACUACCAGAACUGGUGAAGCAAUCACCUUUGCAACCAAAGAACUUUUGAAAAAUAAAUCCAAUGGAACGCGCUCUAAUGCCAAAAAAGUUUUAGUUGUAUUCACUGAUGGAUACUCUCAGGAUGACCCUAUGGCAGCGGCCUCUAAUGCCAGACAUCAGGGUAUCCGUACGAUUGUUGUCGCAAUGGAAGAUCACAUAGCUCCCAAUCAUUCAGAGCUACUUCAUAUAGCGGGACAGAAAGAGUAUAUCCUGUUGUCACCGAAAGGUUCUCAGCUUCGGGAGCGUAUUCUUGGAAACUCUUGCACAUUAACGGCCAUUUAG
Messenger RNA from Auanema sp. JU1783, 474 nucleotides. Lineage: Eukaryota; Metazoa; Nematoda; Chromadorea; Rhabditida; Rhabditidae. The record is from the annotation of a GenBank genome assembly.